UAAUAAAUCAGUUUGUGAGACUCUGUGUGUGUGUGUUUCAGGGUUAUGUCCUUUCCAGCUGGACCUCAGUCUCAUUUUCUGCGGCGCUGGACGGCGAGCAGCUCCCGGGCCGGGGUGUUUCUCAGCGGUUCCCCAGGAGAAGCGGGCUCUGUCAGGGGCAGCUGCAGCUCUCCAGGUGUCAAAAUGUCUUUAGAGGACUCCUUCAGUGACUCGUUUUCCCUUUUACCUGUGUCCCGCAGCAGUCACUGCCUGAGUGUGGACGGCCCCUGUCCUUCAUCGUCCAGCACUGAUCCCUUCUCCGAACCCCCCACUACUGAAGUGGACAUCAGACACCUUGCUGCAAGAAACCCCCAACCGCUCAUUGAUCGGCUCCGAGAAAUGAAGCAGCUGCAGCAGCGCAUGCAAGAGCAACUAAAAGCCCUCAAACAGGAGCAGCUGCAAAAACUGCAGCGUGAGCAGUCAAAGCUAGUGGGAAUGGUGCCGGCUGCCACAGGGUAUAACAAUAUAAGAGAGUCAUGUCUCAAAACUACUGAGCAGCCUGGUCAGUCAGGAUCCACAUUUUCACACACAAGGACCAGAGUUUCACCAGUUCAGCAGUCCAGUGAUCUACCACUGACCUGCUCAUUUUAGUGUACUGGGGACAAAGAAAAACAUCACAAUCAAUUUAUUACUCGAACAGAAGCACAAAAGCUUGAGCAGACAAGACAGUAAAACAAAUCCACAUGACCGGUAGGUAUUAUCAGUGUGGACAAAAUAUAAAAAUAGCGACAUACAAGUGUGAUUGUGACGUGGUAUUGUCUCUCCAGGAAGAUCAUGUUAGGUGUAAGUGGAAAGACGUUGAAAGAAAUGUUGGAAGAGCAGCUCAAGCUGGAGAAUGAGAAGAUGAACAAGAUAUCUGUAAGACAUAAAUUAGGCUUCCUGUCAGCAGAAUAUGCCAGAGUAACUUUUUUGCCUAAUCCGACAAGAAUAACUUUCAGUUUCUGUUUCCAAGAACUAUGUGUACACAUGACCAUCACACUUAUAACAGGUAGAAACGCAUAAUUAUGUACAAUACAUCUUUAUAUGCGUCAUGCUUAUUUCCCCUUCACAUAAAAUAAGUGCCCCAAACCUGUUCCAGGAUCACAGUGCCUCUGUUCACAGAGCAACAUCCAUAAUAAUGUUCGUCACUGGUUGGUGUGGAGCAACAUGAGUGACAGAUGUGCACAGAGACCUGAUCUUAACCCCGCUAAGCAUCUCUUGGUCUCUGAUUCCACUCAGGGCAUUUUUUCCCCAAACAUCAGCU
This is a messenger RNA of Clarias gariepinus (North African catfish), 1282 nucleotides long. Its product is annotated as centromere protein J-like. The record is from RefSeq and is a predicted model, not a curated record. Lineage: Eukaryota; Metazoa; Chordata; Actinopteri; Siluriformes; Clariidae. The transcript has 4 exons. Bases 46 to 630 code for a protein of 194 amino acids.